UCUGUUUGACAUAAACAGAGUAAUCAUUGAUGCUGUCUAACAUUAAUGUUCAUUUUUAAUCAUUAUGUUGCUGUUUAGAAAGUGAUACAGAAGAACCCAGAAAAUGCCUUACUUUGGUUCGGAGGAGACGGUAAAGGAGCUUAAACGUGCUCUGUCCAAUCCCAAUGUUCAAGCAGACCGUCUCCGCUACAAGAGCUACAUCACUAAAGUCAUCAGGUACAUGACGCAGGGUCUGGAUGUCUCUGCUUUAUUCAUGGACAUGGUGAAAGCCAGUGCCACGGUGGAUAUCGUUCAGAAGAAACUUGUAUAUCUGUACAUGUGCACUUAUGCCAGCGAUAAGCCUGACCUGGCUCUGCUGGCCAUCAACACACUGCGGAAAGACUGUGCUGAUCCCAAUCCCAUGGUGCGCGGCCUGGCCCUGAGAAAUAUGUGCAACUUCAGAAUGCCAGGAAUGACAGAGUACAUAGAGCAGCCCAUUGUUGCUGGUCUGCGGGACAAAGCCAGCUACGUGAGGAGAGUCGCUGUGCUUGGUUGUGCCAAAAUGCACAGUCUACAGCCCAACACGGAGAUAGAUGGCAGUCUAGUGAACGAGCUGUAUGCCCUACUGAGGGACCCAGAUCCAGUGGUGGUGGUGAAUUGUCUGCGGGCCCUGGAGGACAUCCUGAAGAAUGAGGGUGGAGUGGUUAUUAAUAAACCCAUCGCUCACCACCUGCUCAACAGACUAAAGGAUCUGGACAGCUGGGCUCAGAGUGAAGUCUUGACGUUCCUGCUCCGCUACUGUCCUCGAAAUGACGACGAGCUUUUCGACAUCCUCAGCCUGCUAGACCCCUUUCUCCAGAGCGGCCAAUCACAUGUGGCCAUCUCCACGCUCCGCCUCUUUCUCCAUCUGGCCGCCACCCACCCCGCAGUCCAGGCCGACGCCCUGCUGUGCUCCAGUGCGCCCCUGCUGGCCACGUGUGGCGCUGCGUCCCGGGAGCUGCGCUUUGCUGGACUGUGCCACAUUCAGCAGGUGAUGCGCAGCCAGCCUGCGUUAUUCAACACACACUACAAGCGCUUCUUCUGCGGGUACUCAGAGCCCAGUUACAUUAAAUUCAGGAAGAUGGAGAUCCUGGUGGCGCUGGUGAACGAUGAGAACGUGGCGUUAGUGUUGGAGGAGAUGAAGAGCUACUGUACUGAUGUGUCUGCUGAACUGGCCCAGGCUGCCAUCGCCGCUAUUGGGCGUAUAGGGCGAACAUACAGCGAGAAGUGUCUGGAUAUCCUGACCGGCCUGCUGGCACUAAAGCAGGACCACAUCACAUCCGCUGUGAUCCAGACCUUCAGGGAUCUGGUGUGGUUCUGUCCUCAGUGUACAGCCGCUGUGUGUCUGACUGUCGAGUCCUGUGUGGAUUAUCCUCAGGAUAGUGAGGGAAAGCAGGCUCUGUUGUGGCUGCUGGGCGAGCAUGCGGAUCAGAUCAGCAGCGCCCCCUAUCUGCUGGAGGUCUACAUCGACGGGCUGAAGACGGAGCUGUCUGCGGCGCUGAAGACGGAGAUACUGACCGCAGCACUCAAGAUGUUCCUGAGACGCCCUGCUGAGACUCAAGACAUGCUGGGCCGUCUGCUGCACUACUGCAUAGAGGAGGAGAGCGACAUGUGUGUGCGGGAUCGGGCUCUGCUGUACUACAGGCUUCUUCAGCGUGGAAUUGAAGAGACAAGGAAGGUUGUGACGGGCCCUAAAUCAGACCCAUCUCUGAGUGUCCUUACUAGUGCACACGAGGAACCCGUCAGUCAGUGGGUCUCGACGUUCAACACACUCGGCCCUCUGUCUGCAGCAGACCUACAGCUUCACAACACUGCUGUAUCAGCACCUGAACACGCUGACGACACUGCAGACACAGAGCUGCUCACAGAACACGUCCCCGUCUCCAUGUUGGACAUCUCAGAAGCGGGUGUCAGCCUGUGUGCGGGUGCUGCUGUGUCCCCCGAGGCCUUUGAGCAGAUGUGGCAGCAGCUGGAGGUCCUGCAGCGUCAGACAGUGUGUUUCUCUGGAUGCGCGGCGGACACACUCCAGAGCGCCCUGCAGACGAUGCACAUCCAGACUCUGGCCUUCAGCCCGGCCCGCGCACUGCCCUGGAGGGCCUACAUCUACAGCAGGGGCUCCGGGACGCUCAUCCUGGCAGAACUGCUGCAUGAUGACCCGGAGGCGCUGAUGGUGACUGUAAAACAGCAGCCAGAACACCAGCAGACCGUCACUGCAUUCAUCAGUGUGGUGCAGAGCGUCCUGCAGACUCUCAAUACAGGACACACAUGAGGAUGCACAAGUGUUUAAGUGAUGAGUUGUUUAUUUGCUAAGAGGCGACUCUAAUAAAAGAAGUAAACCUUUGGAUCAACUUUAAAAAACUUGUUACUGUAACAGAGGAAUGGGGGGGGGGGGAACUGGAGCAUACAGGUAAUCCAAAGAGUAGUAAGAUAACCAGGUGAAUGGUCAGGACAGGCGGCAAAACAACAUGAACAAUAAACUAAACUAGGAUCAAAAACACAGACAGACAGGAAAAAUGCUUAAGUAAUGCUCUACUAGGAAACAAGACUCAGCAAAGAUGUGUGUGCUGGGUUUAAAGUGCAGGCAAUCAGACAUCAUGAGACUCAGCUGUGUGAGAGUAAUCAGGGGUGAUCUGGAACUGGUGUGUGUGUGAGGUGCAUGAUGGGAUAUGUAGUUUAGUUCAGUGGCAAUUUUGUAGUUGAGAGUGUAUUCCAGCAAUCUGCAAAGGCUAAUCAUUUUUUCAUUCAUUCAUUCAUUUAGUUGAUCAGUUCCCCUAUAGCGCAUGUGUUUGGACUGUGGGGGAAACCGGAGCACCUGGAGGAAACCCACACCAACACGGGGAGAACAUGCAAACUCCACACAGAGACACCAACUGAUCCAGCCGGGACUCAAACCAGUGACCUUCUUGCUCUGAGGUGUUAAUGCUACCCACUGCGCCACCGUGAUGCCACUUCAUUAUUAUUAUUAUUAUUAAUAAUGUUAAAAUUCUUCCCAAAAGCUAGCACAGCAUCCCAGCAUUCAUCUGUGUGCUGCAGAGCAUCCUGCAGACUCUCAACACGAGAUGAAGAUCCACAGGCAUUCAAAUGCUGUAUUGUUUAUUUAGAUCAUCUAAAACAUAUGCUGGAUAAGUUGGCGGUUCAUUCCGCUGUGGCGACCCUAGAUAAAUAAGCCGAAAAGAAAAUGAAUGAAUGAAUAAACAUGGGACGCAUAUGAAGUUUACUAUAUUGUUUAUGUAGAUAGUUUAAUCUAUUGAGCGCCCAUGAGGAGACAUAAUCGCUCCGCUAUUGAAUUGCUUACUUAGACCAGGGGUGCCUGAUCAAACUUGGAGGGCUGGUGUCCUGCAUAGUUUACUUCCAACCUCAAUCAGACACACCUGAACCAGCUAAUCAAGCUCUUACUAGGUAUGCUAGAAACUUUCAGGCAGUUGUGUUGAAGGAAGUUGAGGUAAACUGUGCAGUUUGGACAUCCCUGACUUAGAUUGUCUAAACUAAGAGACGCCCUUGAAGAUACACAAGUGUUCAGCUGUGGUGUUGUUUGCUUAGAUCGUCUAAUGGUGUUUCAACAAAAACAUUUGAACAUGUGCAGUAAAGAAAACAGGGAUGGAAUAGGAUCAACUUAAAAAAUCUAAUUAAUAUUAAAAAAUCUGUCCUGCAGACUCUCAAUACGGGACACAUGUGAAGAUACACAAGCUGUAACUGUUGUAUUGUUUUUUUUAGAUCGUCUAGACACAGGACACCCAUGAAGUUUACCAUAUUGUUUACUUAAACUGUCUAAAAGCGUCUCAACCAAAACAAACACACACACACACCACUGGAAGACUGGAACUGGAAGACUAGUCAGGAUAGAGGGAAAGAUGAAUGACAGCUGUGAUAAGCAUACAUAAAAUCUCCUUCAUCUUCACGACACGUGUCAUAUCAUGAUUAUAAAGGUGUCAUGACAGUCUUAUGAACACCCCUGCAAUUAAAGUGUUACCAACAUGUCCAGUUGAUCUCUUCAGUGUGUUUAUUAAUGAAUAAUUCCGAUAAUAAACAUGUGCAGGCUUUCAUUUAGCAUCUAAUGCAUUGCUUGCCUGUUCAGUGAUUGCAUCUUUUUCCAUGUGGAUAUGAUGUGUCACUUCAACACAUUAUGUCAUGUCAACAUGCGGUCGUGUCAUAGAUAUGAUCAUUUUGAGAUGAUGUGAAGUUGUUUACUUGUUCUGAAAUGUUUGUUUGUGUCUCGUUGCCCUAAAGGUGCGCUCUCAGCAUUUCAUCA
Molecule: messenger RNA, 4267 nt
Organism: Danio aesculapii
Lineage: Eukaryota; Metazoa; Chordata; Actinopteri; Cypriniformes; Danionidae
Gene: ap4b1
Product: adaptor related protein complex 4 subunit beta 1
Exons: 11
Coding region: 104-2287 (727 amino acids)
Biological process (GO): intracellular protein transport; vesicle-mediated transport
Cellular component (GO): clathrin adaptor complex; membrane coat
Molecular function (GO): clathrin binding
Source: RefSeq, a predicted model, not a curated record